UUUUUUUUUUUUUNCCUUUUACUGUUGAUAGUUGUUGUUGUUAGCCCCACAAUGAUCUUUUUCUUUUCCUUUUUUCUUGGCAAGAGUGUGUUUUUCUUACUUAGUUUUGGAUCUUUAGGGGCAUGCUCUCUUUGAUUGGUUCCUCUCAUACUAAUAGACUCUCUAAACUUAACUUUCUUGCUUGGCAUUAUACUUCUGUUCUUACUGAAAAAAUGCUUAUGGAUUGAUUAUCUUUUAAGGGUCAACUUAUGGUGCUGUUGGUGGGUGAACAGUAAAUUGUUUUUUUCCUCCUUGAAGUGGGCUUCAGGCUCUUGUGAAUCUAUAGAUGGAAAGUUUACUUUUUUAUGGGAUAUUUUGAUGGCUGCUUUCUGAUCAAUUCUUGAGAAGAAAUGGGUUCUUUAGCUAUUAGGCUGUUUUGAGAUUGAAGCACAUUAAGGAGUUUUUGUGCAAGGAGAUUGUACAUGGCUUCUGUUGAGGAGAAACUCAAACAAGAGGUUUUUGGCAGUCAUCACAAUGUUUUUGAAGGGAUGAAUUUACUGAAAGAAAUUAAUGAUCACACUCGCUUAAGAAAACAAAUAAAUUCUGAGCUUUGGCAUGCUUGCGCGGGCCCACUAGUUACCUUGCCUCAGAUUGGAAGCCUUGUCUACUAUUUUCCACAAGGGCAUAGUGAACAGGUUGCGGUUUCCACUAAUCGACCAGCAACUGCAGAGAUACCAAACUAUCCGAAUCUCUCCUCUCAAUUGCUGUGUCAAGUUCACAAUGUUACACUUCAUGCAGACAAAGAAACAGAUGAGAUCUAUGCUCAAAUGAGCCUCCAGCCUGUGAAUUCUGAAAAAGACAUGAUUUCUGUACCUGGCUUUGGACUGAAACCUAGUAAACACCCAACCGAGUUUUUCUGCAAAACUAUGACAGCUAGCGACACGAGUACGCAUGGCGGCUUCUCAGUUCCUAGAAGAGCUGCAGAAAAGCUCUUCCCACAAUUAGAUUACUCUAUGCAACCUCCUACUCAAGAACUUGUUGUUCGGGAUUUGCAUGGUAACACCUGGACUUUUCGUCAUAUAUACAGAGGGCAGCCUAAGCGGCAUUUGCUCACAACCGGUUGGAGUAUGUUUGUUGGUUCAAAGCGGCUUAGAGCUGGCGAUUCAGUCCUUUUUAUUAGGGAUGAAAAGUCGCAACUACUGUUGGGAGUUAGACGUGUUAACCGCCAGCAAACAACUUUGCCGUCUUCAGUUCUGUCGGCCGAUAGCAUGCACAUAGGAAUCCUUGCUGCUGCUGCUCAUGCUGCUUCUAAUAGAAGCCCUUUUACGAUCUUUUACAAUCCAAGGGCAUGUCCAUCAGACUUUGUUGUUCCGUUUGCCAAGUAUCAAAAGGCUGUUUACAGCACUCAGCUAUCGAUAGGUAUGAGGUUCGGCAUGAUGUUCGAAACUGAAGAAUCCACUAAAAGGAGGUAUAUGGGGACGAUCACCGGCAUAAGUGACUUAGAUCCACUGAAAUGGCCUAAUUCAAAGUGGCGUAGCCUUCAGGUGGAGUGGGAUGAACCGGGCUGUGGUCACAGGCAAAACAGAGUUAGCCCGUGGGAAAUCGAGACACCCGAGAGCAUCUUCGUAUUCCCAUCGCUAACUACCAACCUCAAACGUCCCUUUCACUCUGCAUUCACCGGAGGACAAACAGAAUGGGAGACUCUGAUAAACCGAAAUCAUUUCCUCCAAAUUCCCGAAAAUGCCCCUCCGGUAUCAUCAACGUGCCUGUGGUCAGACCAGCUGGUGAAGAUGCUCACGAUGAAACCAGCUCACAACGAGUCGAGCCCGUUUCAGUUAAACGAAGAAAAACCACCACCACCCGUGAAGAAGCCCAUAAAUCCACAUAACGAGUUUUUUUCUGCCGUGGCGCACCACACUGCAAGUCCCAUGCAGCCUCGAGCAGACCUGCUCGUUUUCCAACCCCAAGAAAUCGAACCGUGGGACCCGCAUUUUAACGGCGGGAUUAAUCCGGACAUUUUGAACUUUCAGUACAGCUCGUGUGAUCUGAAGGACAUGUCAGUCGAGAACAAUAAUAAUGAGAGUGGGGACAUAUUAUACGGCUGUCUGAAUCUCGACGGGAGUACCAACAGCGAGAGCACUGUGAUCGACCUCUCGGUUUCGAGCACGGUUUUCGAGGAUUUCUGCAAUAAUGUGAAGGGUGUCGUCGAUUUCCAGAACCCGUCCGAUUAUCUCGUGAGUAGUAGUAACAUGUGCUCGUCCCAGAUCACGUCAGCCGCCAGCCUGGUGGAUUCCCAGAAUUUCUCCAUAGCCUCCUCGAGUAAUGUGGAUUUCGAGGAAAAUGCUAUCUUGCAGCAGCAUGGCACGUGGAAGAAGGUGACGACCUCAAGGUUACGUACUUAUACUAAGAUUCAAAAGGCUGGAUCUGUAGGAAGGUCCAUAGACGUGUCGAGUUUUGGAAAUUACGAUGAUCUGCGUUCUGAAAUCGAGCGCAUGUUUGGUCUGGAGGGACUUCUCAUUGAUUUGAGCUCUGGAUGGAAGCUCGUGUAUGUGGAUUUCGAGAAUGAUGUUCUUCUCGUUGGUGAUGAUCCUUGGGAGGAAUUUGUGGGUUGUGUGAAGUGUGUUCGAAUUUUAUCGCCAUCGGAAGUUCAGCAGAUGGGGGAAGAAGGGAUGAAGCUAUUGAACUCCGUUCAAGACUCUUCAGAAAGAACUUUUAUUAUGCAGUUUAUUGAUGUCUUGUGCUUUGCUGGCUAG
Striga asiatica is the source of this 2732-nucleotide messenger RNA. The record is from the annotation of a GenBank genome assembly. NCBI's taxonomy places the organism in Eukaryota, Viridiplantae, Streptophyta, Magnoliopsida, Lamiales, Orobanchaceae.